Cyphomyrmex costatus is the source of this 831-nucleotide messenger RNA. Its product is annotated as ubiquinone biosynthesis O-methyltransferase-like. Gene Ontology annotation, biological process: ubiquinone biosynthetic process. NCBI's taxonomy places the organism in Eukaryota, Metazoa, Arthropoda, Insecta, Hymenoptera, Formicidae. The transcript is spliced from 4 exons. The coding region runs from base 1 to 831 and encodes 276 amino acids. Gene Ontology annotation, molecular function: 3-demethylubiquinol 3-O-methyltransferase activity; polyprenyldihydroxybenzoate methyltransferase activity. The record is from RefSeq and is a predicted model, not a curated record. Gene Ontology annotation, cellular component: mitochondrion.
AUGAUAACUUCAAACGUUGUCAAAUAUCUCAACGGAUUGUGGAGAAACAUUCCCCAAAACAGAUUUGCCAAAUUAAUGUCAACCGCGAAUAUUGAGAAAAUUGAACAUUUUUCUGCUAUGAAAAGCUUUUGGUGGGAUAAAAAUGGUCCUUUAAAAGGCCUCCAUAAUUACACUACAUUUAAAACACAGAUUGUGAAAAAUGGAUUAAACUCUGGAGUCGAAAUACAGAAUUCAGAUCUUCCGUUAAAAGGAAUCAAUAUUGUAGAAGUUGGCUGUGGUGGAGGUAUACUAACCGAGAGUUUAGCUAGAGCAGGAGCUCAAGUAACUGGAAUAGACGUAUCGGCAGAAUUAAUAAAUGUUGCUAAAGAGCAUAUAAAAUUAGAUCCCAGUAUAUCAAAAAGAGUAAAUUAUAUUCACACAACUGUGGAAGACUUCGCACAAAAGGAGAGAGAAAACAGCGCAUAUGAUGCUGUUGUAACUACUGACGUUUUGCAAUAUGUAACUGAUCAAGAACUAUUUUUAAAGGAAUGUGUAAAACUUUUGAAACCUGGAAAAUCAAUUUUUAUAACAACAAUAAAUAAAACUCUGAUGUCUUGGCUUUGUUUUAAAGUAGCAGGCGAAUUCAUUUUCAGAAGUAUACCCUUCGGCGUUUUUGAUUGGGGUAAAUUUAUUGCUCCACAUGAAGUUCAAUGUAUAUUAAAGAAUUAUGGUUGCGAAACGAAAUCGAUUCGUGGUAUGAAAUUUAAUCCAAUGACAAGACAUUGUUCUUGGUCGUCAAAUGUAUUUAAUCUUUAUGGACUUCAUGCAAUCAAACAAAAAGAAAUUGUAUAA